CCCACCGCGACCAUGGCCAGCUCCGCCCCUCCCCAAUGGCCUCCCGAAGUCACCGACGAGCAGCGCGAGGCCCUCACCCUGCUCGCGACCACAUAUGCGCUCUCGCACGGGCUCGUCUACCUGCCUCCGACGGAUGGCGCGCAGCCCCCGGCGCCGACCGCUGUGAUCCACGCGCCGCUCGCGCUCUUUCCCUCGCCGUUCCCGCGCAGGCAGUUCGAGCUCGCGCGGAGCCUGCAGAGCCACUAUAAUGGAAUGUAUGCACGUAUCGCGAUGGCCGAGGAUUUCCUCGACGCCGUCAUGGGCGCGGAGGUCGGCGUCGGGCGCGUAGACGAGUUCACGGGGCAGCUAUGGAAGAUAUGGAAGCGACUGCGUAGCGAAGGGAUUACUCAGCUUCGCCAUCUAGGUCUCUUCAGAUCAGACUACCUGCUGCACACGCCCGAGGAAGGCGGGGCUCCCCAACUGAAGCAGGUUGAGUUCAACACCAUAUCCUCGUCGUUCGGGGCGCUAUCGCAGAAUGUCGCCCAGCUGCACAGGCAUUUACUGGCUAAAACGGAGUACUAUAACAGCUCUCCCGUCUUGAAACUGGAGAACAUGCCGCCCAAUGAUACUAUCGCCGGCCUGGCAGAAGGCUUGGCUGCCGCCCACAAGGAGUACGGCUCCCCGUCCGCAUGGAUCCUCUUCGUCGUGCAAAAUGGUGAGAGGAACGUAUUCGACCAACGGUGGCUAGAAUACGAACUGCUGGAGAAGCAUUCGAUACGCGUCGUGCGGCAAACGUUCGAGCAGCUAGCCGUCUCUGCGCAAGUAGUGCCGACGUCGCGAAUUCUUCGGCUCAAGCUGCCCGGGCAACUUCCUCGCGGAGCAGAGUCCGUUGAGAUCUCCACGGUGUACUUCCGUGCGGGGUACACGCCAAACGAUUAUCCGACUCCGGCGCAUUACGAAACACGAUACCUGCUGGAAAGCACUGUCGCUACGAAGUGCCCUUCCGUCCAACUCCAGCUUGCGGGAGGGAAGAAGGUCCAACAGGUGCUCACACAACACAUUCACUACGAACGUUUUGUCUGCCCGCCUGCGCGUGCGGCAUCAGGUCACCCAGUAUGUCAGAGUUGGAUGGGCAUGUGGGGCUUGGACGAGAACGGCGACCAAGGCGUGCAGAAGGCGCGUCAGCAAGCUCAGAACCUGGUCCUCAAGCCACAGAGAGAAGGUGGGGGAAACAAUGUGUACAAAGGAGACAUACCCGCAUUCCUGGACACCCUUCCUCGCGAGGAACGAGAAGCGUGGAUCGCCAUGGAGCUCAUCCGCACACCUGAAGGCCUCGGGAACUACCUGGUACGCGCAGGAGGUGGGACCGAGGGCGCCGUGAAGACCGAGGUGGUGAGCGAGCUGGGCAUCUUUGGUUGGGCGUUAUUUGGAGGUUCGGAUCGUGCGAUACUGGAGAAGGAGGUGGGAUGGCUGCUGCGAACGAAGGGCAAGGACAGUAACGAGGGCGGUAUUGCGGCUGGGUUCUCGGUCCUGGACUCAGUCGUGCUGUACGACUAGAGGUCUCUAGAGACGUACAAGAAGAAGUAUAUACAUG
Trametes versicolor FP-101664 SS1 is the source of this 1573-nucleotide messenger RNA. RefSeq names its product glutathione synthase. Bases 13 to 1536 code for a protein of 507 amino acids. Lineage: Eukaryota; Fungi; Basidiomycota; Agaricomycetes; Polyporales; Polyporaceae. Gene Ontology annotation, cellular component: cytosol. The record is from RefSeq and is a predicted model, not a curated record. Gene Ontology annotation, biological process: glutathione biosynthetic process. The transcript is spliced from 5 exons. Gene Ontology annotation, molecular function: glutathione binding; glutathione synthase activity; ATP binding.